Dreissena polymorpha is the source of this 10577-nucleotide messenger RNA. RefSeq lists its product as uncharacterized. Gene Ontology annotation, molecular function: transcription coregulator activity. The transcript has 31 exons. Gene Ontology annotation, biological process: regulation of DNA-templated transcription. Gene Ontology annotation, cellular component: nucleus. NCBI's taxonomy places the organism in Eukaryota, Metazoa, Mollusca, Bivalvia, Myida, Dreissenidae. Bases 100 to 8997 code for a protein of 2965 amino acids. The record is from RefSeq and is a predicted model, not a curated record.
AUUGGCUCAACAAAAAUGGCGGUAUAAACAUAAGUUGAAUUAGAGACAGUGAAGCUUUUGUUUUUUACAAUGUGAAGCAAGAGCAUAAAUAGAAACCACAUGAACCCGGUACUGACUGUGGGGAAGAAGAAACGAGUGUACAGGUCGGUGUUUUCCCCAGAUUUUGAGUCCAGUGAAAACUCGUCCAGCUGUAGCAGUUACGAGAGUGCUCAUGUCAGCCCUGAGAAACAAAGUCCUGUCAAGAUGAAUACAAGUAAUGGGAUAGUAGAAAAGCAUGGAAAUUGUGCUAACAGCAGUUGUUCUUUGGAAAACCUGUCCACACAGUCACAAACAGAAGGAAGCACACAUGAAAGCAUGCACACAGCUGUGGGAUCGUCACCAAAAACUAGUCCACAAACCAGAUUGCCAUAUUUGAAGGCGUCUCCAGCAUUUCAGAAUGUUUUGAAGGAAGUUAAAAGAAAUGUAUCAGCUUCGCCAUCGAGCUUGUUUGACUUAAAAAACGAUGGUGAUGAUGAGAAGGAAAGUGACACAACACUGAGUAGUGCAAACUCAUCACAUGAGGAGAUCAACAACCCGGACAAGGAGAGCAUGGCGCUAGUAGAUGGUGAUGAUGCUAACAGGCUGAGUGGGGAGGACAGUUCUGAAGAAGACAAAUGGGAGAUUGUGGAAUCUGAGGGUGAACUUGAUAAUGACCUCGACCUUAAGUCCAGCAAGUUCUCGCUCAGCGCUAUCAAUGUCAAGUCCAUUAUACAUAAAAUUAUCACCAAUGAGAAUGUGGUAGAGAUGGUGAGGAAGGCUGUGCAGGAAGAAAUGGACGGGGCCAGUAUGGUGUAUGAGCCCAAACUGACCAGAGCCAAACUGAAGGAGUUUGAAGCCCAAGGACAGGUCCCUACAAAUUGGGGUCUCUCCCCAUCAAAGAAGCCCAGGAGGUCUCCCAACUUUCUGGAGAUGGAGUUACCAGAGGAUGAAGAGGAUGACGAGGACUUCAACCCAGAGAGGGCUGGGGCAGAGAGUGAUGAGGACAGUGAGAGCCUGGUGUCCUCCUCGUACCUCAGUGAGCUCGGCUCCCCCGCUCCCUCCACCCCCCUCACCACGCCCUCCACCCCCACCAUCAACUCAUCCAUAGCCUCCCAGGACCUCACACCCUCUGUGCAUGACUCGGACAGUCAGCAGAGUCUUUUAAGUCCUAUGGGCCCACCAUUGUUGAGUAACGUUCCAAAAUCACACCAUAAGCACAGUGUGCUGGGCCAAAAAUACCGGGACUCUUUGCAGAGGGAGUCUGAGGAGAUCAUUGCAUCAAGGACGCGUUCCAAGUAUCCCCUGAAGGACCAGUCCAUCUUUGACCUUGAGGCGAACUUUGUGGCACCUGAUAUUUCAGAAGACCUGUAUGACACGUCAUGUGACGACCAUGAGUGGAGGGAGUUCCUUACAGACUUCAUCAAGCUACAGCCUGACACGACCCUGACUUGCACACUGCUGGCCUCGUGUGGAGAGGAUGAGGAGGAGGAGGACCCAGAGUAUAACUUCCUGGAGGAAAAAGAGGACUACGAUCUCGAGGAUUUCAGGGACGAUAAAGCAGUCAAAGUCUCCAAGAAGGAAGUGACUCUGCUCCUUGAUGAGUUGUAUUCAAGUCUGGGUGACAAUGAUCCCCUGAACAACGAGGAAUACAAGAGGAACAUCAAGGUCCAGUCAGACAAGAUUCUGGUGGAGAGUACCAUUGAAAGCCAUCAGUCCUUGAUACUGGAAAUUGGGGACAAUGAGCGCCUGCAGAUUAAUGAUCAAAUGAGAAAGCAUGUCCAGUUACUUGCCCAGAUGUAUGUGAUGACUCAGAACAGCAUAGAGGAACACCAGCCCAUUGGCAAAGAGGCAAAGACCUACCUGUUUGAGCUGAGUGACUUCGCGGGCCGCUCGGAGGCCUUGUAUAGAGGUCAGACAGCCUUCAGGGCAUGCAACCUGGACUCAGCCAUCGCAGUGAUCAACAGGUUCGAGAGCAUACCGCUGCCACAGUUGGACCAGCAAAGGAUUGACUCGGCAGUAUUCACAUAUGAUAACCAGAGCUUGCCGCGCCUGCAUCUGAGGCAGAUGUACCUGAUGUGGGCCGACCCGACCUUUCUGUACCCGGACCUGCUGCCGCCCGGCGGACUCUUCAGGAGGGCCGAGCUCAAACGGGACAGGCAGAGGGUCAAGUUCCUGGAUUCUGAAGACAACUUGCUAGCGAUGGGACUGGCCCAGUUCAACAGUCUGAAGAAGGACAGAGAUUUCUACAUUCAGAAGUUCAUGCUACCUUCCAAGUCUGUCAAGCAGAUCCAGAUACGCAUCAAGAACCUCCGAGCCAAUGCAGCCAAGGACAACCCUGUUAAGUUUUUCAAGAAGUACAAGAUGCUGCCCACGUUCCCACAGUAUGCGCCUGUGUUCAGUCCAGACAUGAUCAAGGCUCCUAAAGACUCAGGAUUCCCCAUCAAUGAAAUGCCAGACUGGUGCAAGAUAUUUUGUCCGGAUGUGGACACAGAACUUGGUGUUAGAGACAUUCUACUGAAGAAACAGGAAAUGAAGAAGAAACGGAAGUCAAAGCUUGCUGCAGAUCUUAGUCAGCCAGAUAUCAGCGUGGAGCCCAUAUUGUGUGCUUCCAACACUAGCAGCCCAUGGAUGAAGUCUAGUGGGAGUUGUUCAUCUAGAUCAAGCACUCCAUCUUCUGUAGAGCUCAACAUUCAAAAGCCCAAGAAAAGACGCCAAUGUAGAAAACAGAAAACUCAGACAUCCAUUAAUAUGAUAACUGGAGGCCUGAAUGUAACUCCAGUAUGUGUAAUUAAUUGUGGCCAGAUUCCUCUGUCAGUUCAAGGCAUGGCCCCGUCUGUUCAGCUGAAUUUAAGCCAAGCGUCUUCAUUGGUGAAAUGUCCACUGCAGUCUGUCUCAAUUAUCUGCAGCUCCAAGAAUGCUCAUGAACAUGGCUUGGUAUUGCCUGCUUUCCAAGGACAAAUACAGCAUUCUCAGCAGACACCAUUAUUGUCACCUUUAACCAAUGGUAUUACAACUACUCGUCCAAUGACACCAAAUCUAACAUCUACCAUGUUUUCCAAUCCACAGUUAAGACCCCAAGCUUCUAAUUUGCUACCUCUGCAAGGUACAAACUUAUUGACGCCUAGUAACAGCUUUAGACUGCCAUCACCAUUGAUGGUUCACACACCUUCAUCUGGGCAGAUAUUAAAGUCCAGUCCAAGUUCAGAAAUCGUAUCUUCGACAGUUCAAUCUCCGUCUAGACCGACAAUCAUUGUGAUUCAUCAUGAUAACCCAGUGGUUUUGAGACAAUGUGUAUUGACUCAACAUGAAAACCCAGUGAUUUUUAGACCAAAUGUAGCGACUCAACGUAGCCUUGCACCAAAAAAUAAUGGCAUUAAUUCAGGUGGGUGCAGCACUCCCUCACAGCUAGCGACAUUAACGAAUUCAUGCACAUCCUCAUCUUCACUGACAAUGGUCUCUUCUGUGCGUGCCAUAUCAUCCAUGAAAUGUGCUGUUCCUAUCAAUUCUUUAACAGUUUCCAAAACACCUUUGACACCAUCAUAUGUUAGCUCAACAGUUUUUAAUGAUAGCCCUAACCCAACUUGUAUUACACCUGGUUCAACUGUGUUUACUGGCCCAUGUUCCAAUCCAGAUUCUUCUGACCAUGAUUGUGAUAAAGAACCAAUUCAAGCUACAUUUGAAGAUCUGUGCAAGUCUAUAGCAGAGGAUGAAAUGGCUGCAGAGGAUGAAAUGGCCUCUCAGAAUGAGCCAGAGAUAGAUUUGCUGGCCUCUCCCAUGAAGUUGUCUGCAAUCAGUAGGUCCCUCACUGGCAAAGGCUGCAAGUCACUGGAAGAAAUGGCACAGAUGUGUGAAAAGCAAUCUAAACUGGAAGUUUUGAAUGAGUAUUUGGAGAAGAAAAAUACUGCUGGGAAUAUUAAUAACAAAGAUGAUGCAAAGAGAGACUUGAAUUUUGAGCAAAUUAGAAACACAACUGUUAAAGUUCUUGAGGAAAGUGCAUGGAAAGCUUUGAAGUCUUUACCCAUCUCAAAUACACAAACCCAAGUGUCAAUCAUCGUCAACAUGGUUACUAGAACACCUGCUGUCAACGACAACCAAUCCACACCAAGCAUCAGAUCUGAAGAAAUGAAUAUCGUCGUAUCAGGAAAUAGCCAAAGAGCUACUGAUGAAAUUCAGUCAGAAAUCAUUACCUCAACCACACCAGAGCAGUCCCUGGACAAAACUGAUCAAGCCCAAGGAAGUUCUGUAGCAAGAUGUGUGUGUACACCGCCGCCGGAACUAACUGGAACCGAUGCCCCUUCAGAUUCCCUAAAUUCUGAAUCUGAGACUGGAAAGAGGCCUAAAACAGCCUUGGAAAUGGUUGCAAGUUUCGCUUCAUUGUUUUUUCCAUACACCAGCACUGUAGGCACUGUAACAAAGCAGCAGAGAAUUCUGGAAAAGACACCAACUAAAUCUGGCGAUUCUUUGAUUAGACUCGCUCCAAAUCCAGACACCUCUCCAGGAAUCCAGUUUGACCCGGCCAUAUUCAAACGAUCGCCAGCCUCCACUCCGAGGCGAAAACCGCGAAAAGUAAAAUCACCAAGAUCAACACCGCGCAAAAUUGCUCCUAAACCAAAUUUGCUACAGUCGCCACCACCAUUUCCUGGAAAACAAAGUGUUGUCAAGUCUCCGCCAUCAUUGCCUAGGAAACUUGCUCCUAAACCUCUACACAAUGGAACUGAGUUGGUUAAACCCAUUAUCAAAAAGACUCCUAAAUCUCCGAAAGCUUCAGCCUUUAGAUCACAACUGAAUCGCAAUGCCAGAGCAAUUCUUCCGAAAAACUUUGUUAUCACCAGUUUUGUAACAUCACCAGCUAAAAAAGCAGCAUCCUGUCUUGUGGAUAGAGCUAAAAACCAGCAUAACAGGGUUGACACGAACGGGUCAGCGGUAAGGAAGAAUUUAUCAGCUGAUAGUUUUGAUAGAAAGAACGAAAUGGUCGUGACUAUUGACAGCAGCUACAUGUAUGAGCUAGGUCUGGAUGAUGAAGAGGUGAAGAUGGACACUGAGAGUGAUGAGUACACGCAGAGUGAGGAUGAGGGGGACACACAGGGCACUGAAGGCGAGGAUGCUGUAGAUACCCAGGGCAGUGAUGAGGAUGAGGCUCAGUGUACGGAGGACGAGGAGAUGUUCUACAGCCAGGACGAAAGUCAGGAAGAGGAGGGGACAGACAGGGGGCCCCCAGCAGUCAGCCACACCCACAGGUUUGAGCCCACUCAGGACAGUGAGCUAGCGAAGGGACGGCUGGGAAGGAAGGAUCGUGAUAGGGACCUGACCUUGGCCCUGCUGGCUCCAGACAUCGUGGAGUCUGACCCGCAGCGUGACACGCGGGACACCCUGUUUGUGCAGAACUACCUGCAGCGGGUGAAGAAGGCCCUUCAGGAUGAUAUGGACACCCUGGAGAGGUUCCUGAAACUCAUGGCCGGCUUCAUCAAAAGUGACACCUCACCUGUCCAGCUGUACAUGAAGCUGCAGGAGGUGUUUGGUGGCUACCCCGACCUGUUGAGGGACUUUGCCUGCUUCCUCCAGCCAGACCAGGCCAGCAAGUGUGGCUGCUACAGGGAGUGUAUGGAGUUCCAUCACGCACGGCUCUUCCUGAGGAAACUGGAGAUCUACUUCAGCAAGAACCCAAACCAGUAUCAGAGAGUGGUUCGGAUCUUAGCUCGCUGGAACAAGAAAGUGGGUCACACAGAGACAGAGUUGAAGGAUCAGAUAGAGCCCCUCAUCAAGGGAAACAAGCACUUGAUGGAGGAGUUCUCAAGGUUUUACGUUAAUGAAAGGCCAUCGGAAAGUUUGAUGGAGGACUUUGAGGACAUCACGCUACAGGAGAGUGAAGGGGACUCCCCCCGGGUGUCCAGCUGUGAGGAGAUAUCACGUGUUGAUGUGGAGGACACAUUCGGCACCAAACGCUGCAGCUGUGACUGCCAUAGCUCAGGGGAUGACAUCUACAAGCAGAGAAAGAAACAUUGCUACCAGUGCUGUCUGACAGUGAUAGAUGGGGAAUUAGUGUAUAAAGUGAACAAGAGCACAAUAAAGAAAGUCAAUGUUACCUAUGGUCCAACCAUUAAAGCCAGCAGCCUUUUGACAAACCAGUCACCUGAAGAUCGACCUGAAAUCAAUCCUAUCAAGUUUGAGCAGAAUGGGGAACCAGACUUGAACUGUUGUGUGGGGAAUGAAACAACAACCAGGGAACCAACUGAUCAGGAAAGAAGUGAUGGGGACAAAGUUAGAGACCAACAUGGUCACCAGGAUGUAGAAAGAAAGGAAAGCAGUGGAUCUACUGUACUCGAGAAUGUGGUGCUCACAAAGGAAACAAUUGAGCCGAUGGAAACAUUUACAGAUCACGUCACAAAUUCUACUGGAAACCAAGCUAACGCAACUGUGGCAAAAGCACCGCCUGAAACUUCAGCUAAUGGCAGUGAUAAGGAGAUGACUUUUGACAACAAGGAAACAAAAGAAAGGUGUGAUGAACAGCGUGACACUCACAGAAAUGAAAAUGUUAGUGUUGCUAAAGUUACACCGGAAAGAAGUUUCAAUGUACCAGAGAGAGUUUUAAAUGACACGUCCUUAGCAAAUGACAUUUUGGCUGCUGCGUUUAACAAGGCUUUGUCAGGGGAGAUGUCAAUGGACUCGAUGAGUUUCAGUAAUCUGAUAUCGCCCGACGAGCAAACUGAGCGCAUUCUGCUUGAAAGUGAGGCCAGCGAAAAGCAGCCUGUGUUCUCUUUGUCCAAUUUCUUGGUCAACAAAGUAGAGGAUGAUGGGAAGAAGAAGCCAGCAGUGGCAGAAGCAGUAAGUGGCUUGAUUGGAGGCAGUACCUGGAAUGUGCCCACUGGGGACAGGGAAAUCAAGAUUUCAAACACCUCAUCGUUCUCCAAAAUAACACAGUCAUCUUUUGCGCACUCUGAUGUCGAACCACCAACAGUGCAAAGAAAGCGAAGUGAAUGUAAUUCACCCAAAGAGCAGGUCAUAAGUCUCAUCUCUUCCCAGAAAAUAUUGAAUCCAGACCUUAAUAACUCACAACCUUUCUCUCCAUUUGGCCAGGAGGUAGAGACAAUCACCGGGUCUUCAUCAGUGAUGAGUCCAGGGUUUUCCAGUCAGAUCCCUGCAGCAGUCAAGGGCGUGCGACGAAUCACUCCAAUCCCUGUGAAAGGGUCACUCAUGUCGGAGACAUCCUCAUCAUUCCAGGCUGCUCUUGAUAAUUCCCCAGUACUCCCUGAUAUGGUCACUAGUCCUCUGAGUCUGACAUACAGUGACAAGUCCAACAGUGAUACAGCCAUACCUUUCUCACUGAGUUCAAAGAGUGGAAGUCAGCAAAAUUUGAAUUCUGGUACACAUUUAUCAAUGAGCUCUGCAUUAAAAAGUUUGACAUCUUUUGAAUCUGACUCCGGAUUCAAGGCCUGCGACACAUCAAAGUCGGACACCAAGCAAGUUCAAGAGACAAAUGAUGUCCCAUCAGGUAUGGUAUUCAGCCAGCCCGCCAUUCACUCUGAGGAUGCAAAUGUUGGUUUUCCAGGACUUGCAGUGACCACCCAGCACAGUUCAGUACUCAUGUCUGACGAGAGCCUAUUCCAGUGCUUCGCCAAAUGUUCAGACACUCUGCACAGCGUUUCUAAUCUGACUAACAUGUUAAAUGUUUUGGAUGGUCACUCAAAUGACCUGCCAGCAACCUUAACCAACAAUUUAAUGGAUGUAAGUGUCUCUAAAAGUGUAAGUAAAUCAGCAAACAAUUCAGAAGAAACUGUGCAGCAUAGUGAUCAUAAGAGGGACAGCCCAUCCAAUGUUCAGGCCUGUAACAUUUCUGAGAACAAAUCUGAAGAAGUGAAUGAAGCUAACAAGAAUCAAGAAAGAAUGGAAGAAAAUUCAACAAGUGAUAGCCAGGGUGACAGCUCUUUCUCUAGUGACCAUGAAAAUACUCCCAGUGAUCUGAAUAGCCAGUAUUAUCCACAUUCUGUACAAAGUAUUGAAAACAUGGAGAGACUGACUCGUGGCCAGUUCUGGGUCUCUUCCCUGUCAGAUAGUGAUUCUAGUACUAGAACAACACCUUCAAGUAGCAUGACUGAUCUCAGUAAGAAACUUGAUGGAAAUUCUGCCAUUAAAGAUACCUGUAAUCUCCAAAGCAAAAUUCAGAAUACCAUUACUUGUAAAGGUAAAGACUCGGUUGAUAAUGUAUCCAAAACCAAGAAAGUUACAGAGAAACGUCAAAAAAUGUCUCGGCGUGAACUAAGAAAAUCUUUACACUCAGGGAGUAAGGAAAAUACCACAAUACCAGCUGAAGGUACUGUUUGUAACAAUGAGACUGGUGUGGUCUGUGCAGAUGACGAGGAGCAAGCUGUACGUGCAGUGGAAUACAAGAGUGAACAGCACAGGAAUGAUAAAAGUGCUUGUGCUGAACAUGUGGCAGAAGCAGGUACAAGUGAACAUGCCAUGAAUGAAUCAAGUGAUUAUCUUCCUGAUGUUAUUAAAAUAGAACCUGACAUUGAGGAAGCUGAUAAGGGAACAGAUGACAUGUCAAAAUCACGCUGCAAAAAGAAGUCUAAACAUAAAUCAAAGCACAAGUCAGGAAAAGAAAAGAAACAAAAAAGGAAAAGAAAAGAUUUUGAUGAUGAAGACAAGGGCUCUUCAAAAAGGAAAAAGAUCGCCUCUGACAAAGCUGUAGAAACUUCCAGUGAUGCUGAUGAUAUUAUAAAAGGAAACAUUAAAGAAAAGCAGAGUGGAUCCUCCUUGCAGACAGCAUCUCCAUCAUUGGCAGAGCCUGUCUGGUCCAAGGAGACCGAUAAAACUAUUCUUGAAAUGUGCAAGAUGCAUGGAAUUAAGGACAAGACAUUCCAGAAAAUAGCACAGACUCUUGGGAAAGUAACAGAGAUGCAGGUGCGAGAGAGAUUUGCUCACCUGUACAAGUUGAUAUUUGGCAUACCCUAUAAGGAAACGGAGGAUGAGUCCAUAUAAGGGAAUACCUGAGACAAAUUGAGGGUUAUCCAUCUACAGCAGGCAACCUGGUCUAGUCACUGGCUGUAGAAAGGCUGGACUUCAUUGUGCAUUUAAAAAAGAACAGACGUCUGUUGUUGCAAACUGUGUUUGUUGAAGAUUUACCUAAGAAGUGGUGGUUCUAAACCAAAUAGUGAGUUGUCAGAUGUUUUCAACUCUGUGGCAGAGUCUUGAACUGUUGUCCUUAAGAGAGAUAUUCAUUUUGAGCUCUAUUGGCAGAAGGCCUGAAGAGCUUAUGUCAUGGCGUGGUUUCCGUCGUCCGUCUGUGCGUUAUACUUUUUCUUGUUUACGCGAUAAAGUCCACAGUUUUCAUCCGAUUCUUUUCAAACUAGUUCAGUGUCUUUAUAUUAAUGAGGACUCGAACCCUAUUGAAAAUGGGUUACAUCAGAGUAAAAAGUCCAGAAUUAUCUCCCCUUGAAUUUGAGAAAAUUGUGAAAUAAGGCUUGUUUACACAAUAAAGUCCACAGUUUUCAUUCAAUCAUUUCCCAACUUGCACAGUGUCUUUAUCUGAAUGAUGAGUCAAACCCUAUCGGAGCUAUAAGUCCAGAAUUAUCUCCCCUUGAAUAUGAGAAAAAAAUGAAAAUCUUUAUCAUUUUGACAUAAAUUUUGCAAUAUUGAAGAUAGCAAGUUCAUAUUUGGCAUGCAUGUGUAUCUCAUGGAGCUGCACAUUUUGAGUGGUGAAAGGUCAAGGUGAUCCUUCAAGGUAAAAAAAAAAAAUCAAAGCUGCGCAGAAGGGGACAUAGUGUUUCCGACAAACACAUUUCUUGUUUGUUUGCAUAUAAAGUUCUAUCCUUUUGAAACUUCAACGGAUGUUUUAUAUCAUCAAGGGCCAGAACCUCAUGUGGGCCUCUUGUUAAUUUAACUUAGCUGUUUUGAGUUAAUUGUGUAAGUGUUGUAAGUUAAUCAUGACCAAUAUCCUAUGCUAUAUUUGGUUUGAAUAGUGUGUUUGCACACUUCAUUUCAAAUGUUCAAACCCGUUUUUGCAUGGUAGUACUAUGAUAAUGUCCUUUUGUGCAAUAUACGUCUUUAAAAUUGUAUUUAUGUUCACCAAUUUCAUCCUUCCUGCAUUCUACUUUAUGACAUUGAAUUAUUGUUUAUCAAGAGGUUAAACAAAUUAUUGUAGGAGCUUACUGCGGUUGAUGACAUCUCUGUGUGUAUUCAAUAGUAUGUGUUAUCAUUUUUGAAAUCCUAAGCAUCAUUGUGCUAUAUGUUGCUACAUGUAUAUAGUUCAAGCGUCUUGUAAAUUCUGUAUGAUUUGAUUAUGAACUAUCGUUAAGAACUUGCUUAAUGUUAUUUAUUGUGUUUUUUUUAGUUUGGUUCUACAUAUUGACAACUGCAAAAUUGAGUAAAUUGGUAACUGGUACUUCUUUUGGUACCAAAUAGAUAUAUGAAAAUAAGUUUUACUUUUUAUGUGCAGAAAAAUUACAUGUGUCGGUUCUUGAUAAUUGAGAAAAUUGAUAAACAAUUCUUGAGAUAAGUUAUUGGGUAAACAUUUAUAUUUAUUAUGCAUGUUGUUGUAAAUAAAUAAUAAUGUAUCAAAA